CCUUUAGUAGACUUAGAUAUUCUGUGAACUAGCAGAAGUCCUGAGUUUUGUGAUCUCAGAGGGCGUGAAGGGUUGUAACGUGUUAGAAGACUAGUUAGAUACAUGGGAGCUGAAGGAUCCACGUUACCCUGGCGCCGGAGUGAACAGCGCCUGACCAGGCCACUUCCUGGGUGCGUUGGGCCUGGACAGAGAAACACACGGAGUAGAGGUGGAGGGAGUAGUAAUUACACUAGCCGGGCUAACAGGCUAUUUAUGCUGGCCGGCAAGAAGCGGACGCUGGGAAAACAAAUGCAUAGGCUGUAGCGAUAUCAAAACGUAUAUCGCGAAUUUGUAAGGUUUAAGGUUUAAGAUGUAUUGCCGAUGUGUUCGCCCUUUGUAAAAAGGUAGGGAAUAAGAGUAUAAUGUGUACUAGCGGAACCGGGCUAACAGGCUAGUGAUGCUAACCAGCUAGCAGCGGGCGCUGGGAAAACGAAUAACUAAAGAUAUCAAAAGCUUAGUGUCGACUACUGGCAAAGGGAAAAGCCAAGGAGGAAUUGCUGAAGUUGCUACAGAAGGAGCAAUAUUGAUGGCACUAAUUCCCAUAUUCUGUGCUUCCUCAUUUGCAGUCCAUCCAAAGCUUGAUAGUCUUUUAUACUCCUAUUCCCAGCAAUUCUUUAAAACAUUUUUAACUGGAUGACUAUCCAAGUGUCCCUAUACAGUGAUCCAAUAUCUCAUCUUUAAUUUGAGCCUUCGGAUUUCCAGAGGCAUUUCACCCAUCUCUACUUGUACUGCUGUUAUUGGAGACGUUCUUAUUGCUCCACAACAUAUUCGCAUAGCUUGUGAUUGGAUUGCCUCAAUCUUUAACAGGUGAGUUUUAGAUGCAGAACUACCUGCUGCUGCUUGCCACACCAUGUUCCUGUUGCUGCUGCUGCUGCCACACCCUUUCCUCCUGCUGCUGCCACACCCUCUUUCCUCCUGCUGCUGCCACACCCUUUCCUCCUGCUGCUGCCACACCCUGUUCCUCCUGCUGCUGCUGCAACCACACCCUGUUGUUCCUCCUGCUGCUGCUGCAACCACACCCUGCUGGGCAGUCUGUGAGAAACAUGACGUGAGAAACCAACCAAGUGGAAGUCCUUCAGUUUCAGCCCACAACAACCUCAAGCCAAUCGGUGGACGGAUAUUAUAGAACAUCCCAGUGUCUCCGAUUGGUCCCUCCGUUCGUAUUAAAAUCCUCCUACAGAAGUCUCAUAUGAACCUGUGAUCUAAAGUUAAAGCUCUUACCUGCUUCGUGCUGCACACAAUAAGAGUUUGAGAAACGUUCAUUGUGAAUCUGUAACUCUUAUAGGACUUUCUGGAACACCAUGAAGUGGCUUUUAAUUCCUUACAUCAUUGUGAUGGUUUACCUGCUGAUGCCGCAGUGCCAAGCCUUCAUCGUCAGAGAAUCGAUGGUGAAUGAAGCCCUGACCCUCCCGUGUAACUGCUCAGGAAAUUGUCCAGUGGUUCGGUGGAUCCGCUUCAUUCCUGACAAAGUUGUCUUUGUUCAGAGCUGGAAGUGUUCAAAACAAGAGAAUUUUAACGAAAGAUUUACACUACCAGAAGAUACAAGCAGAGGAAAUUUCUCCCUGAUGAUCAGUUCAGUAGCCUACAAUGAUGCAGGCUCUUACAUGUGCAGAUGUAAUGAAAUAUCAGUGACUGAAGUAAAGCUGAAAGUUAUCAUUCCGACAGUUGUAAAGGCUUUCGAGGGGAAGAACGUCACUCUCCCUUGUUACGGAGACACUCGACAAGUCGUUAAAGAUGUAAAGUGGAAGAAAGAUGGACAUGAGGUUCUGCUGUACACUCCUGCAAACAGAUGGAUGACUAAACAAAACAGAUUCACGUUGUCAGUAGAAGGCUUCCUAGACGGUGAUCUCUCUCUUCACAUCAGUCCAGUUCACCUGUCUGAUACAGGAUUAUAUCAGUGUCUCAUCCACGAUGAAUCUCAGGACGGAGAACCACGAGCUGUGUUACUGAAGGUAGAAGGGCAACAACAAUUCACAACCACCAACAGCGCUCCAGUUUCAGGAUGGUUUGUACUGCUGGGAUUGUUCAUCUCUGUAGGGAUCAACAUCAUCGUCCUGAUUAUUUACAUUAUGAGAAAAUGUAGAGACAAUCCAGAUUUAAUCUAAGACUGCAGGAUCUUUAGCUUUCCUGUACAUCACUGUUCUAUUGUCCUGUGUGUUCCUUUUAUUCUGUGUGUUUA
This is a messenger RNA of Tachysurus fulvidraco (yellow catfish), 2218 nucleotides long. RefSeq names its product CD226 antigen-like. The record is from RefSeq and is a predicted model, not a curated record. Lineage: Eukaryota; Metazoa; Chordata; Actinopteri; Siluriformes; Bagridae. The transcript has 6 exons. Gene Ontology annotation, cellular component: external side of plasma membrane. Gene Ontology annotation, biological process: negative regulation of T cell proliferation; T cell costimulation; cellular response to lipopolysaccharide. The coding region runs from base 1341 to 2144 and encodes 267 amino acids.